Messenger RNA from Sesamum indicum (sesame), 2326 nucleotides. It is a transcript of the gene GH3.1, whose product is annotated as Auxin-responsive GH3 family protein. Gene Ontology annotation, cellular component: cytoplasm. The record is from RefSeq and is a predicted model, not a curated record. Lineage: Eukaryota; Viridiplantae; Streptophyta; Magnoliopsida; Lamiales; Pedaliaceae. Gene Ontology annotation, molecular function: acid-amino acid ligase activity.
UCAGUUUCUUCCCCAAAAUUCUUCUGGUCAUCUACUCAUUUCUCUCCCUCCCUCAAACAAACACAUUCUCUCUCUCCUCUCCCUUUCUCUCUCUAAACUUAUACAUAAUCUCUCCUCUCUCUCUCUCUCUCUAAAAUAUUUAUAUACUGUAAUGGCGGUUGAUUCGAUUUUGUCUUCUCCAUUGGGCCCUCCGGCGUGCGAGAAAGACGCAAAGGCGCUUCAGUUUAUAGAGGAGAUGACCCGAAAUGCAGACUCAGUUCAAGAAAAUGUCUUGUCCCAAAUCCUGUCCCGAAAUGCGCAGACCGAAUACCUUCAGCGUUACAACCUCAACGGCGCCACGGAUCGCGAGACUUUCAAAUCAAAAAUCCCUAUGGUUACCUACGAAGAUCUCCAGCCGUUGAUCCAAAGAAUAGCUAAUGGCGACCGUUCUCCCAUUUUAUCUGCUCACCCCGUCUCCGAAUUCCUCACCAGCUCUGGGACUUCAGCUGGUGAGAGAAAACUCAUGCCCACUAUCAAAGAAGAAUUGGAUCGUCGUCAGCUUCUUUACAGUCUUCUCAUGCCUGUAAUGAACCUAUACGUGAAGGGACUGGACAAAGGCAAAGGGCUUUACUUCUUGUUUAUCAAGUCCGAGACCCAGACUCCGGGUGGGCUCCUGGCCCGACCCGUCCUCACUAGCUACUACAAAAGCGACCACUUCAAGACCCGACCCUACGACCCCUACAACGUCUACACAAGUCCUAAUGAAGCCAUUCUUUGCCCCGACUCCUUCCAGAGCAUGUACACUCAGAUGCUGUGCGGCCUUUAUGAACGCAAACAAGUCCUCCGGGUUGGAGCGGUGUUCGCCUCCGGCCUCCUGCGGGCCAUACGGUUUCUCCAGCUGAACUGGCAGCAACUCGCAGAAGACAUCCGAACCGGGUCGCUCAACCCAAAGGUGACCGACCAAUCAAUCCGUGAGUGCAUGACCCGGGUCGUCAGGCCCGACCCAGAAUUGGCUGAUUUCAUUGCCAAGGAAUGCUCCAAGGACAACUGGGAGCGAAUUAUUACCAGAAUCUGGCCCAACACGAAAUACCUGGACGUGAUUGUUACUGGUGCAAUGGCACAAUACAUCCCAACCCUUGAUUACUACAGCGGGGGGCUCCCAAAAGCCUGCACCAUGUACGCCUCAUCCGAAUGUUAUUUCGGGCUCAAUCUCAAUCCCAUGUGCAAGCCCUCCGAGGUUUCCUACACCAUCAUGCCAAACAUGGCAUAUUUCGAGUUCUUGCCCCACGAACCCAACUCAACCGGGUCAACCCGUGACUCGCCCCCAGGACUCGUUGACCUUGCAGACGUCGAAAUUGGCAAGGAAUACGAACUCGUCAUCACAACCUAUGCCGGUCUCUGCCGCUACCGAGUUGGCGACAUCCUCCGAGUCACGGGCUUCCAUAAUUCGGCUCCACAAUUCCAAUUUGUCAGACGAAAAAACGUGCUGCUGAGCAUCGACUCAGACAAAACCGAUGAGGCUGAGCUACAAGCUGCAGUGGAGAAUGCCUCACGUCUCUUACGCGAGUUCAACACAAGCGUGGUCGAGUACACGAGCUACGCUGAUACAAAGACGAUUCCAGGCCACUACGUUAUAUAUUGGGAGUUGCUAGGUAAAGACUCGGGUAACUCGCCUAGUGACCAGGUGCUAGAACAAUGUUGUCUAGCCAUGGAGGAGUCCCUCAACUCGGUCUACCGCCAAUGUAGAGUCGCAGACAACUCAAUCGGGCCGUUGGAAAUCCGAGUUGUUCGAAACGGCACAUUCGAGGAACUAAUGGACUAUGCAAUCUCAAGGGGCGCAUCGAUUAAUCAGUACAAGGUGCCGAGAUGUGUUAGUUUUACGCCGAUUAUGGAACUUCUCGACUCACGAGUAGUGUCGUCUCAUUUUAGCCCAUCAUUACCGCAAUGGACGCCCGAACGACGUCGGUAAAAGGGUAGAUAAAAUAAGUCAAGAAUUAUGACCGACCAAGAGAAGUCAAUGCCGUGAAAGAUUCCUUAGUGUUUUUUUCUUUUUUUUGGGGGGUUCCUUUUUAAGGAACUUUGGUUUAAUUUUACUUUUUUUGGUUUGUAAUUGUGAUUAGGUGUGUAAAUUAGAAAUCGAAGGUCUGAAAGUUAGGUGUUGUAUGGUUCAGUUAACCUGUGAAAAGGAUGUGACAUUUUCGGGCUUGUUCAAUGAAUUGAACUUGUUUAGGUUCUAUUGGUUCAAGUAAAUGACGACAUUCUGGGAUAGUUGAGGAGAGUUGUUUUUUCUAAUUUCAUGGUUUGUUUGUGUCAAUGUAAUGAUGCUAACGAAUUAAUCUUUCUUAGA